CUCAAGUGUGUCUUGCUUCACUUCUGACUCGCUGACAUUUUAUUUUCUUCCAAGCGCCCGCCUGCUGACAGAGCUUUUCAUCGCAAUCCACAAUAGAUUGAAGUUGAACGCCUUUAUUUAUCCCUUGGCUUUUUCUCGCCAGCCUUAAGCCAUCGGAGGAGUCGAAUGAGUAAAGUAUCAACUACUGCCAGAGAGGGCGCUAUGGAGACGGAUAAGUCUCCGGAUCACAAUGAAGCACAAGAAGAAGACGACGCAGCCGUCGAUGCCGAAUGCUUCCUGGUUGAGAGGACUAAGAUUAUUCAGCCGGCGUCUCUGAAAGACAGCAAACUGGAGAAGCUCAAGGAGGUGCUGCAGGAUUGGAUCAAUAGCACUCUGAAAGCAGAGCACAUCGUGGUUCAGAGUCUGGACGACGAUCUGUACGACGGACUAGUUCUUCAUCAUCUUCUGGCCAGCUUGGCUGGCGUGCACUUGCCCUUGGAAGAGAUCGCGCUGACCAGCUCGGCUCAGAUCCGCAAGCUGGAAAUCGUCGUGGAGGAGUUGGAUAAGAGGCUGGGCCGGCGCGACCCCGAGUGGGACGUCAGCUCGAUCCACAAGAAAGAUCUCCUGGCCACUCUCCAUCUGCUGGUUGCCAUGGUGAGACAUUUCCAGCCCGAGCUGGAGUUGCCCUCCGACGUGAAGGUUCAAGUUGCGCUCGUGGAAGUGAGCGGGACGGGGAUCCGAUCAGACGUUCGAAGCGAAGUCCUAACAGGAGAGAGCAGCCAUUCGGACAACCUCGGCAGCACCCACGGGGACGCUAAUCAAGUCGAGGAGCUGCUGAGGAUGGAGGCUCACGAGGUCGCACUGGCGAAACAGGCUCUACUUGGCUUUGUGAACACCAGCGUGGCCAGACUGGGCCUGCACGUGUCCGAUCUGGACAAGCAGUUUUCCGACGGUGUGAUUCUGCUGCUGCUGAUUGGCCAACUGGAAGGUUUCUUCAUUCCUCUCUGUGACUUCAGUCUGACACCCGUCAACCACGCGCAGAUGCUGCACAACGUGUCGCUGGCCCUGAGCCUCCUCACUCAUUUGGGCCUGCGCGUGUCCUCGGUUCAACCACAAGAUGUCGUCGCUCAGGACGUGGCAGCCACACUGAAGGUCCUCUACGCUCUUUUUAACAAGCACGCAAAGCAAAAGGAGAAAAUGGCCGCCCAAUGUGACUGAGACUCGAAUUUAUGUACCCAGUUAUGUACCCAGUGGUUUUAUCCCCCUUGGUCUUCCAAAAAGAAAUAAAAAGAUAAAAGAUUUUUA
Molecule: messenger RNA, 1284 nt
Organism: Hippocampus comes (tiger tail seahorse)
Lineage: Eukaryota; Metazoa; Chordata; Actinopteri; Syngnathiformes; Syngnathidae
Gene: parvg
Product: parvin, gamma
Exons: 13
Coding region: 166-1197 (343 amino acids)
Biological process (GO): establishment or maintenance of cell polarity regulating cell shape; substrate adhesion-dependent cell spreading; actin cytoskeleton organization
Cellular component (GO): actin cytoskeleton; focal adhesion; cytoplasm
Molecular function (GO): actin binding
Source: RefSeq, a predicted model, not a curated record